AUGGUGAUUGCCAGCGGGGCUGGUGGUGGCGGUUUGCUGUUACUUCUCCUUACCAUCACGACCAUUAUUGUCGUCUUUCGCUUCAAAAGGUAGGUUAAUGCCUUAUUCAAGUUAACUUAAAAAGUUACCAAUCUGAAACAUUUCUACGAAUUCGAGUAGCGGUAGCCCGGGUAGUGGUAGUGGUAGUGGUAGUGGUCAUGGUCAUGGUCGUGGUCAUCUUGUUUGCGGUGAUAGUUGCGAAACAGCUGUCAACGGUUACAACUCCACUCUGAUUUGGAUUCUAUUGUUGUCAUGUUUAUGUCUUGCAAAGUUAAUUCUCACUUAGUACAAUCAGCUUUGCAGAAUUUAAUAUAUUUAAUCAGUACAUCUUUGCUGGUCAGGUUUUCCUACCUUUAUCUACAUAGACUCUUCCUUGUCGCUGUUGUUUUUUCCUGAUUGUUUGCUUGUUUAAUUGAAUUUUUUUCCCCUUUUUUCAGGAGGAGUAAAAGACGCAAAAUGGAAGACCGCACGCAAGAAAAAGGUACCGGGCAAAAAUAUGUCCAUCCAAACGCUAACACAGUGAAAGUUAGACCGUUUUUUAAACAAGGGUCAGUUUUAAAAUAAUCUACUGAUCGCAACUGUACCAAGUAACGCUACAGUAAUUAAAAAUGGGGUUUCGAACAAGAGAUUUGAAAAUAGAUUGCCACAUUGUGGUUGGUAAAUAAUCUCGAACACGCUUCAAAGCCCCAAUACCAGACACAAUCUUUUAGGCUAACUACUUGAUGUGUGCAUUUCAAGAUAAGUUGUAUUAUCAAAGUACACACUUAGGGAUUUCGUCUGAGUAACCUGUUUUACAGGAGUGUUGGCAAAGCAUUUUUGAUUGCGUCCAUUUAAGAAUGACCUAACCCAGUUGCUCGCACACCCCAAAUCCCGAAACCGUAUAUGCAUUGAGUUUUGAUAGCAGGAUCUCGUGAACAACAGUAUCAAAGCUUUCUUUGAAUCUAGAAAAACUACUGCAUUAACCUUGCCGCGGUCAAUAUUACAUGACCAGUUAUUGGUGGCCUCAAGGAGAAGUCAGUAGAGUGAAGGCUUCGAAACCCAGAUUGACUGCAAUAUAGCGAAUUGUUCUCCAUCGCAGAUAAUUGUAGCCUUGGUUAUCCACUAUUCUUUCGAAAACUUUAGCUAUCACUGGGAUAAUUGAAACGGGGUGAUAACAGGUGCACUCAACGACUUUUUUCUGUAAAAUAUCUGUUCGGAGAAGCAAGUAUUGCCUAGAAUUUUCUUUUUCUUGAGGACGGAUAAAUAUUUCUAGAUGUACGUUCCAUUCAUGUUCAAUUUUCAAAGCUUAUCUAAGAAAUUCCCUAAGAUUUUCUGAAGUUUAACUUUUCAUAUUUUUCUUCCCAGGAUACACUAUUUUUCUUAGAAAAAGGAAACCUAAAAUAUUCGGAUUCUAAAAUGUGGUGCAGAGAGGAAUCAGAAAAAUCCCCAAUUUUGUAAAAAGUUAAUUGUACCUAAAAUUUUCGGAAAAAUAAUACUGAAGCCCUGGUAAUUUCGAAAAGACUUGGAUCUAGAUCUAUAGUCACCUAAUAAAGGCGUGAGAUAAUAAUAUAUAGAUUUAGCGACAGCUAAAAGCGAAGCUCCCAUUGAUAAAUUUAUAACUUAAAUCAAACAAUAAUUUUUUAUUCCACAAAUCAGUUAACUGAAGGGCACAUUCAUGUGACUUUUGAGGGAAAAGCUAAGUGAUUUUGGAGUGAAACAAAUCUUUUAUCGAGUUGAUAUAGCCUUAUAUGUACACCCAAAAAAUAGUCUUCGGUCACAUUUAAGAGUAGUAAUGGCUCUUGAUCACAGUAGAUAAGGCGUGGAAAACAAAUUCUUGGAAAACAAAUCAGGCCGAAUUUUUUGCGUUCGUCAAGUUUACAAAUUCUUGCCAAUAAAUUGGGUGCGUGCAAACCAAUCUUAUAUAUAUAUAUAGCAACAUUAGCAAAAAAUGUAAUCUUUGUCUUUAUGAAAAGUUUAUCAUCAUUUGUAAAAAAGAGCUUUGUAGCCUAAACAGGCGAAACGAACUAGCGAGUUCAUGCCCCCACAGAAACAGAUAUGUACUUCAGAACUCUAGAGUAACGUAACUAAGACACAAUCCAUCUGUUACCUAGAUACUAUCUCUUAACGCAUCCCUAUAUUUACUGCCAGCUUUUAAUUUUAACGGUCAAUCGUUGAAGUUGCCUGAUGAGUGUGGUCCUACAAUUUCGGACCAUACGAAACAGCACUGUCGCAAUAAACGAUCAAUGAUUACUCCUGAAGCCUGAACUCCUGUGAUUAUAUAUAUAUAUAUCUACCUGGAGUUAUGAAAACCGGGUUAGCAAACAUUUUGUAAUUUUUCUCAACUUCCGCUGUCUAAUAGCUUGUUUACUGUGCUGUUUGCUUAUGUCGUUUGUCUUUUUGGCUUGUCUUGUGGUUAGAGAUUUGUGUAGAAGCGGAUGUAGACAGAAUAACUAUCUAACCCCCCUCCCCCCCUUCCCCAUUUUUUUCCCUACCCACAAUUCUUUCUUUAACACAAGUGACAGUUAUCAGUUUGAAAUCAGGGGGCGCUUAAGGCUGGUUUCGGUGCUGCUUAGCAGUUUAGUUUUAUAUAUUGGUCACCUUGAGAAAAGUUUCCCGGAGAGCAUCAUGUAAAGCUCUGAGAUGGGACAAAGUUAUUACGAUUCGCAGAGUCUGCAUCGUCCAAUAUCGUAUUAUAUUCUCGUUUCAUUUGGCUAAACGGAUUAAUCUCCCUGAUCCGGGCUGAGACAGAAAGGUACGAUAUUGUUCGCUUUUCUAAGGUGACCACUAAGUCUUUGGCCUCGGGAACAGGCUCUUAGGAGUCAAAUGAAUUAGUUGAGAGCAAAAUUGCAGCUAAACUUUGACCCGGGCCAAGACUUAGUAUUUUUCUGGUGUGAAAACAAGGCUAAGGUGAUCCGCCGACCGUGUGACUGUACAUCCGGGAUCUUGAAUAAGACGAGUGUAAGAGAAAGGUCCAGAGGUGUUUAUCUGGCAAUAGGCUGAGUUUUUCCGAGUUAUUCGAUGAUAUUUCGCUUAUGUUAAACGUGAGAAGAUUAUGUGUGGUUGUGGAUAGUCUUAUCAGUGCCGCGAAAGUGUGUGAUUGUGUGAUUUCCGCAUGCUGUUGACAGGUAUGUGAUUGCGUGGUUGAACUGCGGUUUCGCCAAAAUAUUCUGUGCCAGCCAUUAAUAUUGUUUCGUCGGUGUUUAGCUUAGCUGAUUGUACCUUGGAAAAGCAACUCUCGACUCAGGAAAAUUAGAUCUAGGUCUAGUUUCAGCAGGCUCUAAUGGCAUUGCACCAUAGGCCGGUUUUUGCAGACAAGAAGGUGAUAAUUUGUGCACUAUGUUUCAUUCAGUUUGUAGUCUAUUCCAUGCGGAAUCCUGUUGUUUAUCGGACCGCCAGAAAAGUAGUGUUUUGCUAACUAUUUAAGUUGUUAUGUAAGCCUUAACCAGGCACUCUUUCGCUGCAGCUCACUCAACUUAAAAAUUUCUAGACUGAAAUGACACCGGUUUGAAACUUCGCGAAGUCAGUUUACUGAAUAAAUGUUCUAAAAUUUGCGUCAUUCUAAAUUUGGACUCGUUGGAAUGCUUCUAGGGACCAUUAACGCACUGCCCGGCGUCAUAUAAAGGCUUUUAAUCGGCCUUUGAAUGAGUUUUGUUGUUUUAAAUUGCCAAGUAGUAGAAUGACUUGAUAUUUUUGCUAACCCGGUUUUCAAAAAUCCAGGUAUAUAUAUAUAUAUAUAUAUAUAUACACACACACCACAUAUGAGGAGAAAGAGUACUAUGAGGCGCUGUUUUUAUCAUACAGACCUUGUACAAAAUGCAGUAUUUCUCAAAUUUUCAAGACAAAUUGCAUUCAUUCAAUACUCAGGACCAUCGAAGCACGCGUGGACUUUUAAUUAGCGAAACCAUUCAAAAAAUUUCGAAAAUCACCCAUACGGCCAGCCGGUUCUAGCUUUUGACAAGCGCCAAAUUUGCGAAGAAAUUUUAAAAGAGUUACGCUUCAACGUGAUAAAGAAUUUAUUGAGUCUAUUUUUUAUUAAUGGUUUUAUAACGAUGUGUAAUCUUAAAAUGCUUUUGAUACGCUCGGCAUUUUGAGUACUCCUGCAAGCGAUGUUUAUGAACGCCUGAAAACAAACGGCAAAGCGAUGAAAAUUACACUUUUGAGACUACCAACAAUCAAUAAAGAAAUAUAAUUCGGUAGAACAUUUACAGAGACAGCAAUUUUCAUUCACGAAAACAAAUGAGUAUUUAAGUGUCUCUAAGAAUCCUCAAGUCUUAACUAGUAAGCUUAAAGAUUAAGUUUAUGUUUUAAGCCGCCGGUUUCCCGGUGUUUGCUGUUUUCAAAGAUGAACUCACGACAAGAAAAUAGCUCAAAGCUUUCUUUCUACAGCCAAAAUUAUAACUAAAUAUUCUUCGGAAAGUUUUUUCUUUCUAUUUACGGUGAAUUAAUAUCGACUAAAGGCUUUUUAAAGUUCUGUAAGCUUAAAGUACCCAUCACCUAAAAUUUAUUAUUUUCUUAUCUGAAACUACACCUUAUUAAAAUAACUUCUGCGAAAAAAAUUUGCGAUUUGAACCAAAGACGAUUUUUUUAAAACUUUUUUAACACGUUCAAAUUUGCUGCCAUUUUUGCACACCAUUCGUCUUAGUCUUCUCUCGGAGUAUGGCGUCAUAUGACGUACUUUAAGGAACACGUGACCUUAUCGAAAGGAAAACAUUAAGAGUUCUGAUAGGUUUUCUUUUUCAGGAAAACUUUCUUCUUGCGAAGACAUUGUGAUUCAAUCCUUACUUGUAAUUUAUCUUUUUUGUGUACCGCUGGGUAAUGCGAGUUCCUUAAUUUACGUCACAUGACGUCAUAUGUGAGCCUGCUAGUUUGCAUGAUCAGCGGCGCGGGUGUACCGCAAAAAUGUAGACUUCAAAAACUGGUAGAAAAAAUCGCGUUUUGUUCACACUGCAAAAUUUUUUUGGAAGAAGUUAUUUUAAUAAGGUAUAGUUUCAGAUAAGAAAAUAUAAAACUUUACGUGAUGGGCACUUUAAGCUUAUAUCAAACCUCAUACUAGGUCAGAUCAGUGUCUCAGUCAAAUCUUAAUACAAACGUGCAUAAAAUAGCCUCAUAAACUGCGCCGCCGGACUUCAUGAAAUUAGAUAUAAAUACAAUAAUUACUCUGGCUUACCAUAUUUCGAGAUGAGAAGCUGAGAAGCUGUUUAUUUGAAGUCGUCUUUCAGUUACUGUUUCGCGCGUGGUUUGUACUACUGACUUUUGUACGCGAGCCCCAGUUUUGUUCCCUGGGCCACCAAAUACAGAAUAAUCGAUCAAAUACACAGAAUACUGAAUCGAUACUAAUCAUACGUGGAAUUCAUAAUCGAAACAAUGACGUAAUAUGGCGUCAUUCUGACGCUGUAUUGUCCAGGUAACAGGCUGAACCCAUAUUUCAGCAUUCUUUACCUUAAAAAAUAGCUAUAAAGCGUGACAUUUAAAGAAAACUAAUUGAAUCAUCCAUAUGUUUUGAAGGGAGUACUAACGCAUAUUCGGUGGAAGAGUUUAUCCCUCUUGAAGUUGUGGAAGAAAGAAACGAAGAUGACGUCAUAAAUGUGCCUGAGGUGAUUACUAACACACAUUAUGUAGAGAACCUUAACCUACUUGAAGAUGAAGAAGAACAAAACGAAGACGAUGUCAUAGAUGUUCCUGAAGGGAUUAUUGACACACAUCCGAUGGAGGAGCUUAACCUACUUGAAGCUGAAGAAGAACGAAACGAAGACGAUGGCAUAAAUGCCCGCGAAUACUUGGAAAUAAUUAACAGUCCCUCUUUCGAGCUGAAGCGUGAAAAAAUAGAGAUAGAAAGGCUAAUAGGAAGCGGUAACUUUGGCGUAGUCUAUAAAGCCACUUUGGACAACAAUACUGUGGCAGUCAAAUCCCUCAAAGGUAAGACAUUUCACAUUACCUUAUCUUUGUGGGAGCGUCAUCCGCGCUGGCGAUGACCGCGAAAAGGGCAGAAAGUGCAGACAAUUUUAGUGUGUUUGAUGAGUGAAAUAAAACUUUACUUACGUGUUACAAUCCCUUUUAUGCGAAAGUAUAAAACUAAACCUUUCGUAGGGAUCAAAGUAAUAAUAAUAACAAGACAAGAACAACAUUAAUGAUAAUGAUAAUGACAGUGAUGGUGAUGGUGUUGAAUGGUAAUAAUGAUGGUGAUAGUGAUGAUGAUAAUGAAGUUUAUGCUUCAGAAGGGCACUUCACCAGUUUCGCAGGACAAAGAGGAGUUUUGUUUAACUUUGAUUUCCGUUAAAUUCACAACGCGAAUCGCUAUUGUUUACUGUAGAAUGUAAACGUUACCAAUUGACGUGUCGUGCGAUCGUGCAUCCUCGGAAACUAAGGAAUAGUCCGUCGGGUGGGAAGAAACAAUUCAAUGAAAGACAUAUCAUUUUCUAUUCACAGCUGCCAAAAUUGGAUACCCGCUGAGUUGUUAACUGUGUGGCGGGCUGAGGUCUAUUAGUUACGUAUCUUUAGUAGCUUUUCAACUGACUAGUUAAGUUAAAAGUCUUUGUUCAAGUUGUUUGUGUGUCUCAGUUAUUUGUCUUUGCAGUGUUUUUAAGUUUAUUGCAGUAUUUCGAGUAAAAGGAUAAAGGUGAGAAGCUUAUAUUCACUUUUUUUUCAUAUGAAGCAAACGCCACAGGUAAUGAUAAACAGGAUAUGAUUACAGAAUUGAACGUUAUGAUGAGUCUGAAGCCUCACCCUCAUGUCUUGAAGCUGAUUGGCUGCUGUAGUAGUAGUGGUAAGUCAGGUCCCAUAUGAUAAUAAUAAUAAUAAUAACAAUUAUUAUUAUUAUUAUUAUUAUUAUUAUUCAACUUUGAAAAUAUGUACAUAAUUUACAGAAAUAUAUUUUUAUGAUUUAUACAAUUGUUCAUGUCAUUUAUGACAUUAAGAAUUGUAUAAAUCAUAAAAAUACAAUCACUGUGUCAAUAACGAUUUCCCAAAUACAUUCUUUGCGGCUCAGGUGCGAUCAGUAUCUCUUGCACACAGCCCAGUGUUUUGAAUUAAGUCAGAACAAAAGUAAAUUUUCGUUUCUGAUAUCAAAAAGUAGCAUUAUUAUUAGUAGUAGUAUUAGUAUUUACCAAAUCAGUGAAAAGCAAUUUUCGCGCGUUUUUAUUGGCUCCCGUAACUCGGAAUAUCCUUGGCUACUCACAGUUUUGCGCCAAGAUGGCGUCUCAUUUCGAGACAUUUUUGGAAGUAAAAAUUUGUGCGAUAAAUGAAGCAGUCGCACAAACAAAUACGAAGAAAGCGACCAACUUUGGCUUGUCGGUGUUCACUGGUAGGUAGAAAAUUAUUUUCAUGCUGAAUUUGCAACAAAAUCGUAAAAUGCACUUGACAAAAUCCCCGAAAUGUUUGUAAAUUGUAAACAAAGUUCCUACUAACAGGCGUUUUUAAUUUACAAAAAUUCACUAUUUAGUCAGUUUUAUCUAACUGAUUUGGUAAAUACUAAAGACAACUAUCCCCCUCAGGGUCGGUGAACAGCGUUAGAUAUAUACCUCGACGCCUCGCAUCUCGCUAUAUAAAUCCACCACUAUUCACCUCCCUUUUGGGGGAUAGUUGUAUGUUAUUGUUGUUGUUGUUGUUGUUGUUAUUAUUAUUAUUAUUAUUAUCAUUUUAGUUUUUUUUUAUUUAUUUCUAUAUCUUUUUCCUCCAAUGGUGUAUAUAUGUUUUAAGUAGCCAGUGCUACGCGCACGUGAUUGGUUGUUGCCCGUGACCUAGUACAGUACAGACACAAAGAUAACUUCACGGGUAGAUUGUUUUUGUUGUUGUUGUUGUUUUGUUCAGCAUGGCACGCGGUCUUGAAAGUGUUUGCAAGAGAGAAACGAAGCAACUCUAGGUUCUCCAGUACCCGUCAAGCUUCUAAAUUGCAUCCAUAACACGUCGUCAUUUAUACGCCAGCUGUACGUGUACACUCAGAGAUAUUUACCAUAGCGACUUAAUAGCCCAUGGCAAGCACGCUCGCUAGUUUAUUAUACUGAAAAGGUGCACGGCAACAUGAAAACCUCUUUAUAUAUUCCAUUGCGUUACAAAUCAAGUAUGACCUCAAAAACGCUGUUCAAAGGGACACUGUCACGAGCUAUGAACAAACUAAUUAAUGCAUUUUCAACAAAAGAAAACAUAAUUAAAUAUGGUGCAUUUUUUUUUUCAAUAUACCAGAAUUGCCGUCGCAUUUACCCGUUUGGUUUUUUAAAGCUUAAAAGUGCAAGGAAGACCAGGAAUCUCAUUAAUACUUGUUGUGUGGUACAAAGUGCUAAAAAUAUAUUUUUUUAAAUUACCUUACUUCCAUUGAUUUUCUUCAACAUGUGCUCUUAUUAGUGUUUCAGGUGCCGUUAAUUGGUGCAAAAGAAAAUAGUACUCGCUCAUAAUCUUAAGAGGCUUAAAAUAAUGACAAGAAUUUCCGUGGCACCCCCUCUUAACCUUUGUGCUCACAGUGUGUUAAUUACUGCGAACCAAUACAAUCCUUACUGCUGUGUUGACUCGUAGAAAGGGGCUAGGUUUAUCGGCCCGUGAAAAAAUUAUUGGAGCUAACUUCUUAAAUGCGCACACUGCCCGUUUAAGCGGGCUAGGUACAGGGAUACUCGAUCUGCAAAUUCAAUAAAGGUGAAUAUUUUGCUGACAAAUUAUAAAACAAUAUACAUGUACGUCUUCAGGCCCCCUUCUAAUCGUUUUGGAGUAUUUACCAUUUGGUGAUCUACUGGGAUACCUGAGGAAGAGCAGAGGACAUUCUGACAACUACAACACAGGAGAGAAAAAACCCGAAUCCAAGCUUACAGCAAAAGAUCUCUUAUCCUUUGCAUGGAUGAUAGCUGAUGGAAUGCAUUAUUUGGCCAAAAUGAAGGUAAUCUGGUAUAAUAGUCUACAAAGUACUUUUGCUUAAACUCAUAAUAGCAAAGCACAACGUAUACCCUCUUUGCGAUUUCACAUGGCGCAAUUCAAUACCGGUCUCUGGUUCGAAAGGUCACCUUUCUAGAUCUGUACAGAUCAUUCAAUCGAAAGAAGUAUUGUUUUGACAUUGUUGUAUCGGUUUUGAUUGUAAGAUAACCCUUCACAAAACCAAAAAUACUAUGAAACUACCUUGGAUGCCUGUCUCAAUUUUUAGACAAUAUGGGGAGUCAGACUGUCAGGUGUUUGUCUUUUGGGUGCGGGAGAGCUUAAAAACAUAUUGCCAUGCAGGUUUCAAACACCUUUUCCUUGUUAUUUUUAUUAAUUAUUUUGUUUUUUUGUUUGUUUGGUUUUCUGAAUAACUUUUAGGUCAUUCAUCGUGAUUUGGCUGCUCGCAAUAUUCUUGUCGGCGAAAACCAAGUGUGCAAAAUUUCUGACUUUGGACUUGCCCGUGACGUAAAUGAUGACAUUUAUGUGCGAACAUCACAGGUAGUAUUUAGCAGGAGGAAGGGGGAAAAGAGACGGGGUCUGGGAGCGAGAAACGAUCUUCUCAUAACUUGUAAAGCGGUCACCUUGCGUGGUGAAAAGCGGAUAAUUGCAGUAUUUUUCCCAAAUCAAACAUUUUAGAAGCGAGAAGCGAACCGCCAGAGGAAAUAAUUCAAUAAUCAAAAAAAUAAUAUCAUGCCUCUUUGUUUUUCUUGCAUAUCGUAAUUGUCCUAACGAAAUUGGGAAACUAAACCGUAAGCGACGGACACUACCGUGCAAAUUCUUAACAGACAACGCACGCUGAGCUAUUGAUCGAGUUUAUAGGUUACACAUUUUUUGCCGAGCGAGUUCAUCGGAAGAUUACAGAAGUUAUGACGCAGGUAAAAAUUACUGGAGAAAGUGUCAAAUUUAUCGGAACUACGUCUAUUCUGCCACAAGAGCUUAUAAAAUGAGCUUAUUACCUAAAUUUAUAUAAAACAGAUUUACACUUCAUAACAUUUCACUUCGUUUGUUAUAGUCAAUUCGAAACCUUAAAUUCAAAGUUUAAAUCUAACCACGCUAAUAAACUGAUAACAAUCUGUGGCUGAAAGCUCUGUCCCUUGAAGCGACUUAACUUUCAUAAGAUUUGUUUUACACUCGAUAGAUCAACUUCUUCUUCUUUAGAGAUUCUUAUAAGUCAUAUGGUGUAUAUUUCAAAUAUGACAUAACAGAAGUAAAGCGCGCUCUGAUUGGUCAGUUAACCAUCUACCAUUUCCACAGUGAUGCACACCAACGAAAAGCUAGGGCGUUAAAAUUGAGGCAAAUUGGCAGAUCUCCUCUCUUGUGAGGUUUAAAAUGCACCGAUGAAAUAUACAAAUGAAGAGUAGAAGUUGAAAAAAUAAAUGCUUCAAGGAAAAGUGAAAAGAUCAAGCGACAAAUUUGCCCAGGAGGACUUCAUCAUUGUCAGUCUUCCAGGCGGAGUCAGCUCAAAAGGACACCCGAGAGAGCGAAGGUUUUUAAGGAUUUCAGCGCGGGAUUUAAGGUUCAUUUUGUGUGUUUUUGUAGACAAGAAAAUUAUGUUUUGAAAUGGAAAUGCAUCAAGUGGGAUUCUGUUAAUGAUUUUCCAGUCAAGUUAAUGUUAAAUUCAAGUAUUUUGCGACACGCGUUCAAAUUCGAGACAGCUUUGUCGUGUAUUUUGUCUAAUACGGACACAUUACACUGGAAUUGCCCCCACCACCCUCCCCCUGGCAUUUAGUCUUUUUUUACUUUUUAGUUUUUGUCUCAACCUGCACUAAACUAGAAAAAAUCACUAAGACCAAUCUAAAAGGAAACUGCUACUUUCUAUAAUUAGUUUAUUUCUUUAUCGUUUGCUCAUCAUCUGCUAUCGCUUCUUCUUUUCUUUACAAAGGCUCGUCUUCUAGUCAAGUGGAUGCCUCCAGAGUCUAUCUUUUACGGUGAAUACAGCGCCAUGAGUGACGUGUUAGUAGUUAGCUUUCUAUCGUCUGUGGAGUCAAUUGUUACGAAAUAAGCCAAGUGCGUGUCUUUAAGGACCUAUCCAAUUUUACUGCUGCGCCAUGCAUUAUUGUAAAGAAUAGUGGAAAGAAUCCAAACGGGCUCAGUACUUACAAAGUUUAACCGGCCAGCCCUUGUCUGGCUUACGUAUCCAGUGGGUCCCUUUGUGAGUUGUGCUAAUGUGGAAAGAUCUUGAGAAUCCCUUUGCAAGUGGGAGCUGAAACCAUUUCCUUGACCAAAAUCAUUUGUUUUUUUCUCCAUAAUCAUUGGAGAAACAAACACUGUACUCCGUUGAUAAAAAGGUAAAGGACCGUAGUGACAGACAUGGUAAUGGUUUCAUUGACACUGGCAAGUAUAGCAAAGCAUAACGUCAGCAACGUCAGAUUGAUAUUUCAUAUUUAGGAAAUGAGUUAAAGAUAUUUCUGAAAAAGAGUACUUUGACACAGUCAAUAAAGGCUCCUAAAUAAAUUCUUUACAACCAAUGUACUAUUUACAAAAAUGCUUGAUUUCUCUUUUUCAGGUGGUCAUACGGAAUUGUUCUUUGGGAGGUUUUUACAAUAGGUAACUUCGAAUCGAUUGCACUAAUAUCCAUUUCUUGCGGACAGAAUAAAGAUUGUGGACGCUUUCCAUUUGUCAGAACUGGCCAGCCGGACCAGUCAGUUAGCAUAUAAAUUCAGCAUUUUUUAAAGGAAUUUUUGCUGAAAAACCAUCUCCUUCACGUAUACUAUUAUUGACUGAUCUGUCUGGAUAGUGUUGGUACCAAGUAAAAUUCUCAUUAUGACGGGAAUGCCGUCUGGCCGGUCAGUUCUGACAAAUGGAAAGUACCCUGUACAAGAACUCUCCUAAACUCUAUUAUACAGGUGAUUCACCCUACCCCGGUUUGAACGCCGAGCAGACGGUGUAUUUGCUUAAAAGAGGAUAUCGAAUGCAACGGCCAAUCCAUAUUUCUGAGGAACUGUGAGUAAUUUAUUAUAGCAGCAACCUCAACACAUGGUAUCCCUUAAUUCCUUUUUGAGAGUGGGUAUUGUGGUCGUCAGUCGAUUGAUUAUUAAAAGGGUGGAUUGACAAGUUGAUGGGUAGAUUGACAACAGUGUAGAGGGUUAAAAAACAUUAGUCGAUCAUAGACUUAACAUUUCGUUCACCCUAUUCCGCUCGGAGCCCUCUUGUCUAUAACUUCAAAACAGCUCAAGCUACGGCCACCAAAAUUACGCAGGAUAAUGAGCUCUUCAUUUCCAGCUUUUGAGUAUAACUUUAUUGACCCAAUGACUCAAUCUGACGUGAUGAUGACGUCAUAUUGUUGGAUUUAUUGGCAGACUCCAAAUUUCCUUCAAACUUUAAAGCGUAAACGACUGAAAUAGUAAGGUGUUUGAUAAAAUUAAUAAGUCGGCUAACACCUAAACAAUAGCAGUGAGGUCAUCAUGACGUCAUUAAUUACUAAAAAGGGAACUCCGCCAUCUUGGAUCCGACAUUUUGAAUUGUUUGAAUGUAUUCCAUUUUACUUAAAAUCCGUAUAAAUCGAGGUAUUCUUGAUAGAAAUAAACCUUUUCACAUUUUUUUCAGGUGGGAAGGUAAAUCGUCCAGUAUAUAAUAAAAGUAAUUUGGAGGGCGACAAUUAUCCUGAUUAUCCUGUUUUCCAGAUUUUCUAUAAUGUCUGAAUGCUGGUCUGAGAAACCUAAAGAACGCCCGAAAUUCAAGUGGAUCCGCACUGCUGUUAAUAGGCUGAUAAAAGAUACUAAGGUAGAGACAGUGAUUAGUUUCCUUCUAUAGCCUUUCAGAAUAUGCUUUCGCACGCAAAGCCAUCCAAGAAACCCAGGUUGUAGAGAGCCAAAUCAAAAGAUGUGGCCGGGGGCGGGGAAUAGCAGAUUGAGCCUUGCCGACUAAAAUCCUGGAACAUUUGAUUGCAAACCCUGUUUAUUUGUGUUACAGCAACUUCAACAUAUUGCGUUUUAACCCUCAGACGCACAAGGAAGGGGGGGGGAUGGUUGCCCUCCCCCUUUAAGGUUUUUCUGAUUUUCUUCCUAGACGAUAAAACAUCAGCACCUGAAGUUUUCAGUAGCUGUUUGUCUAUCCCUCGCGCACAUUUUGAGAUAAGUUAAGUGAUGGUCAGUUACUAUGGUUGCGAGAUAUGACGUCAUAAGUAACACAGGUGUUCAAGCCAUUUUUGAGUGAAAGCGCAUAUUUUUUUUAACUUCUUUCAACAAUAAAAAUAAAGCUUGUGGAUAAAAUGAUGCAAAGAACUUAUUUAUGUGUUAAUAAUAAUAGUAAUAACGAUUUUAUAACAAUGCUAUCUAUUAAAAUCCUAUUUACAAUUAAUUCAGUUAAAAACAACUAUUCCGUCAAACACCAUUUACAAUUUCUUCCCUUUAAAAAAAAACACUUAGUUUUGAUCAGAGAAAAAUUAUUUCAUUAAAAAAUAUUCUAAUGAAAAACAUUUCAUUUCAAUUAAAACAAUCCAUUUCGAUUAAAAAAGAGACUAUUUUCAAGGUCAAUUGCAUCCUUACUAAGAAAAUCACUAAAAAAGAGGAAAAUUAAAUAGCGUUCUCAAUGCGUUACUGACGAAUAUUUGCCAUUUAAAAGUAAGGAAACACGUCAAUAGUCCGAUUGAAUGGUUCCUUCAACAACUUCGAUGUUGAAUUUGAUGUUGUAUUACUUCCAGGAGAGUCUAUUGGCAGUCUGCGCUCUUGUAUUCCUUAAACUAAUCUAAGUCCCCCAACUCCUUCCCAAUACUUUAUAAGCUGUUUUAUAAUUGUUUGUUAGCUUUAAUUUAUAAAACGAUAGGGAAAAUUCACCGUCCCUACCCCACUGCGCCACAAGAACUACUUUCCCAUCAAAUAUCAAACUGUCAGCGUCACGUUUAAGUUGAUCUGGUAAAGGAGAACCCAUUUUUUUUGUCAUCAAAUGUAAUAUAUCUUUUUUUGAAUAACGCAUUAGGCUUCAUCUUGUAUUUUAACAGAUUUACAUCAACCUGGAUGCGUAUAAUGAUGCCGAUUACGUUAACUUUGAUAUGGCUGAAGGAGCUCAGUGA
Molecule: messenger RNA, 13924 nt
Organism: Porites lobata
Lineage: Eukaryota; Metazoa; Cnidaria; Anthozoa; Scleractinia; Poritidae
Source: the annotation of a GenBank genome assembly